Phytophthora sojae is the source of this 723-nucleotide messenger RNA. RefSeq lists its product as hypothetical. NCBI's taxonomy places the organism in Eukaryota, Oomycota, Peronosporomycetes, Peronosporales, Peronosporaceae. Gene Ontology annotation, molecular function: zinc ion binding; nucleic acid binding. Bases 1 to 723 code for a protein of 240 amino acids. The record is from RefSeq and is a predicted model, not a curated record. The transcript has a single exon.
AUGUUGCAGUUUUUUGCUCAACAACAAGAACAAUUUCACGCACGAAUGAAUGAGCAAAUAGCUGCUCAAGCUGCGCGUCUUGAAGCAAUCACUAGCAAGCCACCUGCUGCCCGGAAGGCGGAGCCGCCCAAGGACCACGGCACGCUCAAUGAGGACCUAGAGCUGUGGUUUUUCAUGAUCGAACAAUACUACGCCGACUAUCACCCGAUCAUGGUGGAGAACAGCCCCGCGUUCGUCACCAUGGUGUCGUGCUACCUGGCACCCACGCCUAUGAAUUGGUAUCGGCAGUUUGUGGCCGAGUGUGAUCGAGCCCAAAUUGUCCGAACCUGGGAGACGUUCAAGGGUGCUAUGCGCAAACGUUUUCUGCCACCGGACAAUGAGUAUAUGCUGCGCGAGAAACUCUGCAAACUCACGCAAAUUGGCUCCCUGCACGACUACCUGAGCGCCUUUCAAGAUAUCCUGAUCCAAUGCCAAGUGACCAUCACCCCCAUGGAAUUGCGAUUCUACUUUCAACAGGUUCUUCGAUCGGAGACGUCCCACCAUCUCCGAGAACAUCACCCCGCUACGCUGGAAGAGACCAUCGAGCUCGCGUUGCGCUUUGAUCAUGGGGUCACUGGAGGAAGCACGCUAGCAACCACGGCCAAGUGGAUGGAAACCGCGACGUGUCAUCGUUGCAAGCAAGUUGGGCAUAUCGCUUCCAACUGCCCUUCGGUCAAGGGGUAA